Messenger RNA from Pristis pectinata (smalltooth sawfish), 1962 nucleotides. RefSeq names its product elongation factor RNA polymerase II (gene ell). Gene Ontology annotation, cellular component: transcription elongation factor complex. Gene Ontology annotation, molecular function: cis-regulatory region sequence-specific DNA binding. The record is from RefSeq and is a predicted model, not a curated record. Lineage: Eukaryota; Metazoa; Chordata; Chondrichthyes; Rhinopristiformes; Pristidae. Gene Ontology annotation, biological process: positive regulation of transcription elongation by RNA polymerase II; transcription elongation by RNA polymerase II; snRNA transcription by RNA polymerase II.
AUGGCGGCGCUGAAGGAGGAGCAGAGCUAUGGGCUCUCCUGUGGCAAACUCAGCUCCGGCAGCAACGUUUCGGUGCUUCACGUCAAACUCACCGACAGCGCGCUGCGUGCUCUCGAGGCUUACCAGAACUGCAAGGGCAAUCUUUCCUGCCAGCCAGCUAUACGCUUUGAAGGAAACCAAGGGCAAAUCACCAUUCCAAGACCAGAUAGCCCAAAAGAUGUGCGGACAUUCACAUUUUACCUCUGCAGUGUUGGAAGGGAUAAUCCUCAAUGCAGUUUUGACUGUAUUCAGCAGUACCAAUCCCGGUUUGGGAAUGUGCAGUUGGACUGUCUUGGAGGCAUACAGGAUAAAAUCACUGUGUGCGCGACUGAUGACUCGUACCAAAUGACCAGAGAACGUAUGACUCAAGCAGAGGAGGAGACUCGAAGCCGGGGAGCAAUAGUUAUUAAACCUGGAGGUCGAUACAGAGCUAAAAGAGUGCUAUGCAAGCCAGCUGCUAGCAUUCCUGAUGCUGUUCCUGAAAGAAGACGGCCAACGCCAGUGAACUUGGCGAAUGUGAUGAAGAAGUAUGUUAGCAGUGUUUCCCAGCGACCCUAUCGAGACCGAGUCAUCCACUUACUAGCUCUGAAGCCCUAUAAAAAACCAGAGUUAAUUGUUCGAUUGCAGAAGGAUGGGGUUAGUCAGCAGGACAAGGACUCCUUGGAAAACCUCCUGCAACAGGUGGCUAAUCUGAAUGUUAAGGAUGGUACCUUCACCUUGAAAGACUUUGCAUACAAGGAGAUCCAAAGGGACUGGCCUGGAUACUCGGAUGGCGACCAGCAGUUAUUGAAGAGAGUUCUUGUUCGGAAAUCCUGUCAACUACACAAUGCUGGUGGGGUCUCUGGAGAGACACCUUCAUCAAGUCCAAAAGACAGUACAGCUUCAGCCUCCCCGCCACAGAAACGGCCACUGCCCAAUGAUUUCAUAGAUCCACUGGCCAAUAAAAAAACAAGAAUAUCUCUUUUGACCAGUCGAGUUCCUCCAACUUUGAAUGGCAGGUUAAAUCCUUCUAAUGGGAAAGAGGCAGCAGUUCCCACCGUCGAAUCGGCUGCUCCUGACUCUGGAAGCUCCUCUUCCACCUUGCCAGUGCUGGGGGAAGUUCAGCGACCUCAUGAACCUCUCUCGGACGUCAGCAAUGAUUCUAGCCAGAAUGGCAGGGGUUGUGAAGGCCAGGGUGCCCCAGAGAGGCCUGGUUGUCCAUUCCCAUCGCACUUGCCUCAUCCAAGCGUGGCGAGCACUCCUUCAAUCUCAUCUGAGGUCAAGAAAAAAUCUAAAAAGCACAAAGACAAGGAGCGAAUGAGGGAGAAGAAGGGGGUGAGGAGGAUUGUGGAGAACGAGAGAGAGAUUCUGAUUUCCUUCAGAGCUGCAGGGAGCAGAAAAAAGAUACUGCACAGAAACCUGCAGAAAAAAGGCUUGAACGGGAUGUGCAACAGCUCCAGUGCAACCUCAACAUCGGACGUGCCUGAUUAUUUACUUAAAUAUGCAGCAAUUACAUCACAGGAGCAGAGGCAAGGUUACAAAACUGAUUUCAACGCAGAGUAUAGUGAGUACAGAGACCUGCACUCCAGGAUAGAGAGCAUCACCAGGCGGUUCACACAGCUGGAUGCUGAGCUGAAACAACUCUCACCAGGGACUGCUGACUACAAGAGCAUCCAUGAUCAGAUUUUACAGGAAUAUCGUAAAAUUAAAAAGACGAAUCCCAACUACAGCCAAGAGAAAUAUCGCUGUGAAUAUCUGCACAACAAACUGGCUCACAUUAAGAAACUAAUAGCAGAGUAUGACCAGAAGCAAUUACAAUCCUGGCGUUAGCCCAGCUUCUUUACCAUUGAGAGUGUGUGAGAGAGAGAGAGAGAGAGACGGCAAGCAAUUGCAUCUAAUUGUGUUUCCAGCUUCUCCUGUGUGUCUGCUUCAAGAGGAUGAAAC